Apiotrichum porosum is the source of this 2142-nucleotide messenger RNA. RefSeq lists its product as uncharacterized. Lineage: Eukaryota; Fungi; Basidiomycota; Tremellomycetes; Trichosporonales; Trichosporonaceae. The transcript is spliced from 2 exons. The coding region runs from base 1 to 2142 and encodes 713 amino acids. The record is from RefSeq and is a predicted model, not a curated record.
AUGGGCGUGAAGGGUCUCAAGCUCUACCUCUCCGAGUUUAGCAAGGACCUGUGCGUCGUCCACCGCUUCGACGGACGGCGCAGGUCGGUCCCCGUCAUCGCAGACGGUCUCGGCAUCAUGUUCGCCAUCUAUUUUGCCUACAACCGAUGGGAGGAUGGAGGAGACUACCUUGCGUUCUACCGUUUGAUUCGCCGGAUGGUAAAGGCAUGGCGUGCGGCCGGCUUUGAGCUCGUGUUCGUCUUUGACGGGGCAAAACCCCUCGCCAAACACAGCACCGUCAUUGCGCGUUUCCAGGACGGGAUCGGCAACUCGCGCAAAUUCCACGAGGCCCUCAACAAGGAAGAAAACAGCAACACCAUGUUGACGUUUGGCGGCAAACGGAUCCUUCCUCUGUUCGUGUUCGACGCCCUCGUCGCCGCGCUGAGCGAGCUCAAGGUGGCCAUGGAGUUUGUUCCGGACGGCGAGGCCGAUGCGGCUGUGGUCGCAGUGGCCGAGCGCCGCGGCGCCUACAUUCUGGGCAACGACUCGGACUUUAUCAUCCUCGCGGCCGGCUGUUCCAAUGUCCGCGGCUACAUUCCAACCGAGGGAGUGCAGUGGAUCAACAACAACAAGCGCAAGGGCUCGUUGAUUCCACCAGUCUCUUGGAAGAACCCUGCUGUUCAUGUCAAGGUCUACUCUACGCCCGCGCUCUGCAAGCAUCUGGGUGUGUUGCCCAACCAUUUGAGUUUGUUGUCAUCCAUCGUGGGCAACGACUAUGCCUCGUUUGAGGGUUUUUGGAUGGCUGUCCGCGAGAAGGAAGAUGUGCGUCGUGCCAAGGAAAGCGACGAACCGCUGGAACGUCAACCACCCUACUGGCGCCUCCAAUACGCUGCCAACAUCUUGCGGGGCAUUCCAUUGCCCGACAUGAAGACCGAAGAGGACGCAAUCGCCCACGUUCGCGACGUCAUGUCCGCCAUGCGAGGCGGGCGCAACGUGAGGGACGAGUUGGUCGACACGGUAGUUACAGCCACUCUGCAGUACGCGUUGCCGACGGACCGCGUCUGUUGCGAGGCUUAUCCAUUCUGCAAGGGGUGCACUGAAACCUCGCCAUUACUCAAACAAUACGGCUACGCUCAGCGUGGAGGUCGACUCAAGCCGCUCACGAAUGCGUACAUGUAUCCCGACCGCGUCUACCCAUGGUCAUUGGCAGAGGACCCGAUCUACGCACCACUCCGUUCUUCUCCACCCAGUUGCGCCGUCCGUAUGCUUGCGUAUAGCAUCUUCUUCAGUGCCGUCGCACCACGCAACGAGAUUACAGAAUACGAGCGCAACAGUGAAGAGCGCUUGGUGCCUCGGGUCCAUGUCCUACCCCCGUCGCCAUCAACAGCCGCGUGCCUCUUGCCACUCCAUGAGCGCAUCAGGAUAUACCUUUCGCCAUUCGGCCACAAGCCUGCCCGUGAAAUUGGCAAGCUUCCCGCACACCUGCACCCACUUGCCGCUGCCCUUCGCUUGUGUGUCCUCCUUCCACACGACAGUGGACGGUGGUCUCAUGCGGAGCUCUUUGCCUUUGCUCGCUCGGCCCUUGGCUCCCUCGAGGCCUUUGGAACCCUUCAGGACGACGACAACAGCCUCGACUCUAUCGGUCGCGUCCCCUUGACCAGUCGCAACGUCCAACGCGUCGCCCAGUUUAGCGCCUCGCUUCACGACCUGCAUCUUCUUGCUCAGGCCCUCCUCUUGUCCACACCGGGUAAAAUCAAGACCCACCUGUUUGUGUGGAAGUUUGUCGACGGUGCGUCGCUGCAUUGCCUGCUCAAGGGAAAGGAGCCGGCGGCAGCUUGGCGCCGUCCAGACGAAGACCAGGUGCACCACGUUGUGUCGGCAGCCCUCACAGGCCUCCCUCAAAAUGUCGUCGACGGAUGGGGUGUAGGUAUCGCACCUCCCAGGCGUCCAAAGGCCCGAACCCGAACCCGAACUGCAGCAGCCAAGACGAGUGCACCCACGCCUGCUGCACCCAAGGCCACCGCCGCAGCUACAGCGCCUCAACCUGUGAUCGCCAGCGCACCGACAACGACUCCUCCCUCGAGCUCACCAGACCCUCUCGUGAUGGUCCCAACGCAGAUAUCUGUCAAGGCUGCGCACCGCCAGCACCACCGUCGCCGUUGA